Mytilinidion resinicola is the source of this 273-nucleotide messenger RNA. RefSeq lists its product as uncharacterized. The annotation marks the transcript as partial. Lineage: Eukaryota; Fungi; Ascomycota; Dothideomycetes; Mytilinidiales; Mytilinidiaceae. The record is from RefSeq and is a predicted model, not a curated record. The transcript has a single exon.
CCUAAGCCUACGAUUUUCAACGCACGGCUGAGACAGUAUGAGCAGGCGCUCAAGUACACCGCGGACUUUGAAAAGACGUUCGCGCAGUACAUGGAAUCCCACGACUUCGAAGCCGCGGGACGAAGCGGUGGGUUACGGAUGGAAGAGGAGCACACUAUCAUCGAGAUCGCACCCUUCCGGUUGAAGAUGCGUCUAGGAGAUCCCGGAGCGAAGCAAGAGAUUUUGAGAGCGCUGGUGUCGGAAGUGUCGCCGUGGAUUCGCUAUGUGGAGUGA